Molecule: messenger RNA, 1269 nt
Organism: Penicillium cataractarum
Lineage: Eukaryota; Fungi; Ascomycota; Eurotiomycetes; Eurotiales; Aspergillaceae
Exons: 3
Coding region: 1-1269 (422 amino acids)
Source: RefSeq, a predicted model, not a curated record
AUGCCUAAGAAGGGAGGAAAGAAGAAGAACAAGGGCGGCGCAAAGCCCGCUGCCGUCGCGGCCGUUGACAAGGUCGCUGAUACCGUCAAGGAUGUUGUCAAGCCCGAUAACGAGGUUGAGGAUGGCGCCGCUUCCAAUGGUGUCGAGUCCGAGGUUGCAGAGGUGCCUGCUACCGAGGCGCAGACUGCCGAAACCACUGCCCCCGUCGUGACCGAGCCCGAGCCCGAGCCCGAGACCGAGACCAAGGCGGCUGAAAAGGCCGUUGAAGAGCCCGUCAAGCCCGUGGAGACGGCCGAAGAGAAGAUCGAGGAGCCUCUGAAGCAAGAGGCCAAGGUCGAGGCCCCCGUGACGGAAGAGAGCACCCUGCAGGAUAUCGUGGACAAGACGCAAGCCUCCAAGGCUGGCAAGCUCCCUGAGCUGGAGACCGAGAGCGAGGGCAAGGCCGUCCUCCCCGAGACUACCGCCGCUACUUCCACCACCGCCGCAGACCUCUACCCCUCGACCACCGACACUGCUGCCGAAGAGGCCGCCGUCUCGGCUGCCGCCCCCGUCUCGUCACUGCCCGAGCCCCCCGUAGCCACCGAAUCGACUCCCGCCGCUACUGCUGCUGAGCCCAUCGUGGCCCCCGUCGAGACCGAUGCCGCCCACGCUAAGCGUCCCUACGAGAAGCCCAUCUUCUCCAAUGACGAGGUGAAGCCGCACAAGAUCGCCAAGACUGAGGAGGAGCAGGCUGCUGCUAGUGCUGCGGCUGAUCAGACGGUGUUGGCUGGUGCUGGCCCGGCUUCGACUGCUGCGUACACGGUUCCCGAGCCCGUUCCCGUGUCUGAGCCUAAGAAGGUCGAGGAGGAGAAGCCCGUUGCUGCCGUCGAGGCCCCCGAGGCUGCUGCUCCCGUUGCUCCCGCUGCUGCCCCAGUUGCUGCUCCUGCCUCUCCCUCCCAGACUAAGGAGAGCAAGGCUUCACCCGAUGCCGUCGCUGCGGCCGCCGCUGCCAUCAACUCCUCCAAGGCCGACAAGUCCGCCACCACAGCUCCCAUCGCCGUUGCCGGUACCGAGCCUAAGAAGCCCGAGCCCGUUGUGAAGCGCGGUGAGGAGCCCAAGGCCAAGGUUGACCUGCCCACGGAGACUCCCCAAGAGACCGCCGCUCCUCAGGUUGCCGAGCCCGAGGCUGCGAAGAAGAGCGAGGAGGCCAAGGCCGAGCCCUCAGCAGAGCAGCAGCCCGAGAAGAAGAAGGGCGGAUUCUUCGCCAAGCUCAAGCGCAUGUUCAAGUAG